Molecule: messenger RNA, 852 nt
Organism: Geodia barretti
Lineage: Eukaryota; Metazoa; Porifera; Demospongiae; Tetractinellida; Geodiidae
Source: the annotation of a GenBank genome assembly
AUGUGGACACACCUUUCACGACUUGCGACGGGUGGAGGCGGCGGUAGACACCUCCGCGGUCCUGGUGAAACCCAACUUGAAAUGGACAGACGUUGGGUCCGUAGGAACAUCGGACAUGUCAGAAAAGCACUUGAAUCUGUUGAAAAGCAACGCCAUACUCAGCGGCGAAAUCGGUCUGAAAAAAUCAAAGUGUCUCUCGUCGGAUACACCAAUGCAGGGAAAUCAACGCUAUUCAACGCCCUGACGGGCGAAACCGUUUUGGCUGAAGAUAAAUUGUUCGCAACUUUAGAUUCUACCACACGGAAGGUGGAUUUGCCGCAAAAGCAACAAAUUCUGGUGACCGAUACCGUCGGAUUUAUCAAGAAGUUGCCACACCAGUUGGUUGCCGCAUUCAAGGCUACACUCGAAGAAGUCUUAGAGGCAGAUCUUUUGCUUCAUAUUGUUGAUGUGAGUCAUCCAGAAGCAGAGGCACAGAUUGCCGCUGUGAAUGUAGUCCUUAAAGAAUUGGAUGCUACUGACAUUCCGAUGUUCAUGGUUUUCAAUAAAAUUGAUAGGCUCAAAAGUGAUGAGGAAUUACACAUCUUACAGUGCCAAUAUCCGGAUGCUCUGCCUAUCUCAGCGCAACGCGGCGACGGCAUUCCAGCGUUAAUAGAUGCUUUGGCACAUCGUUUUGCCGAACAUGGCACGGAUCUCUCUCUCUGUAUUCCGUAUAUAGAGGGGAAGGUGCUCGACUUACUGCAUAAGCACGGCAUAGUGCUUGAUAUUAAAUACGCAACGGAAGCCGUUUACGUCGAGGUACGCUUGCCGAAUCGCUAUCUCAAAUCGGUCUCUCAAUUUUUGGUUUCUUCCUAA